AUGACGGUCACUGUUUCUGGGCCGCCUCCAGACGCCGCCAAAAAGGAUCCGGCGCAGCUGGCGGCGUCGUAUCGCGAAGUCCGAAAGAAGAUUUCCUGCGUCGAGGCGGAACGAAUCAUGUAUGUCUUCAACGAACUGCACAGGCGGCUUCUUCUCCUCGCCGGCUUCGCGUCGGUCCCAGCUGAACAGUUCAAACAAUUUCCAGAGUCCUGCCACAUUCUCAGAAAAGCGGCCCAGGAGAAAUCUACUCCAGCGGCUGAGCUAAAAAUUCUCACCCGAAACGCGCUGCGAGAUGUUUCAAAAGACGCGAACUUGUGUUCUUUAAUCCGCAGCUCGAAAUCGGACGCUCGACUGGAAUCGCUGGCUUCUCUGAUCGACGAGCUGCGCUCUGGAAUGGUGGACCGACUGACGAUGACGCAAAAGGAAGAAGAAAACCGCGAAAUGUACAUUCGAAAGUCGAACCAGCGACUCAAGGAGAUCGUCACUCAGACGCAGAAGGAACGAGCUAAUGAAAAUCGAAAUGCUGAGCAGCGCAAAAAAACUUUAAUCGAGGCGAUAAAACCGCUCGAAGUGGACCUGAAAAAGCUAGUGGUGGAGCACCGCGAAGUGGAACUCAACUUGCGAAGUAAAAAAUUCCGAAUCGAGAACGAGGUCGAAAACUGGAUCGCCAAAUAUGACGACUUUAUGAUCGAGAAGCAGCAGCAACUCGAAGAGGUCCAGGACGCUUAUGACGAGGAAAAGGAACAGCUCGAUGAACUCAAGGAACGCUUUGCUAUUUUAAAAGUUGACUACGACGCAAUUAUGGAAGAACGCCGCCUAAAGAGAGAGCAAGAAGAGCGCGAACGCAAAGAAUUCGAAGACAAGACAUUCAACGCGACUGUAAUUCAAGCCUUCUUCCGCUCCUACAAGGUCCGCAAGCUCAUGAAAGGCAAGAAGAAGAAGGGUGGAAAGGGCAAAGGCAAAAAAGGAAAAUAA
Oikopleura dioica is the source of this 975-nucleotide messenger RNA. The record is from the annotation of a GenBank genome assembly. Lineage: Eukaryota; Metazoa; Chordata; Appendicularia; Copelata; Oikopleuridae.